AUGACGAGACUGGUAAUUCUUUUUAAAAUUGUAAAUUUUUCGUUUCUGUUUUCUAAUUACAUUUCGUUCUUUUACUUCCAAAUUCUUUCGGGCGAGUCUGCAAGAAAUCGUUUUGGCAGACCGUACAUCUCCGGAAGACCACUUUUGACCUGUGAUCGUUGGAGGAUAAUCGAAAUGUAUGUAAAAGGUAUCAAAAAAAUUAGAAUAGCUCAAGAGCUCAGAGUAACACAUAGUUGCGUCAGUAAGGUUAUUCGCAGGUACAAUGAAACUGGUGUAUUUGAAGCUCGCAGUUCUAAAACUGCAUCUUGCGCUUGUCCUGGUAGCGCAGAACAGCAUAAUUUGCAAAUUUGCAGACAUCUUCAGUAUCGUAAUGAAUUGGAAAAAUCGCAAAAUGCUGCUCCGUUUACAGUCGAUUGGUCAGUCAGUUCUUGGUGUUGA
Messenger RNA from Enterobius vermicularis (human pinworm), 438 nucleotides. Lineage: Eukaryota; Metazoa; Nematoda; Chromadorea; Rhabditida; Oxyuridae. The record is from the annotation of a GenBank genome assembly.